CAAGGGAUAGCUCUGUAACAAAGUAUCAUCCAAGUAACCUGUGCUUAAGAAGGGAAGGGGCAGGUACCAUCUGGAUGGGGCAGAAGUUCUGUGCUCAGGGGCACUGGCAAUAAACCUGCAUAUUCAGGGGUGAUCAUCACAAAAGUUCACCUGUUGACCAGCCAUGGCAACCUCGUUACCUAGAACCCUGGGAGAGCUUCAGCUGUACCGGAUAUUACAACGUGCCAACCUCCUGUCCUAUUUUGAUGCCUUUAUCCAACAGGGAGGGGAUGAUGUCCAGCAGCUCUGUGAAGCAGGAGAAGAGGAGUUCCUUGAGAUAAUGGCAUUGGUUGGAAUGGCCAGUAAACCUCUUCAUGUUAGAAGACUGCAAAAGGCAUUGCGAGAUUGGGUUACUAACCCGAGUCUUUUUAACCAGCCUCUAACCUCCUUACCAGUCAGUAGUAUCCCAAUCUAUAAACUCCCAGAAUCUUCGCCUUCUUUGCUUGGAAUAACCUCAAGCAGUUAUGAAAGGAACAACAAUACCAGGGAACCACACUUAAAGAUCCCAAAGUGUGCAGCAACAACAUGUGUGCAAAGUGUGGGCUCUGGGAAGUCUGAUGGAAAUUCUCCUCUACAGACCAGCAGUGAAGGGCGGCACUGGCCAAGCCACCAUACCACAGAGAGCGAACACAGCCUCUCCCCAGCUGACUUAGGUUCACCUGCAUCCCCUAGAGACACUACUGAAACGCUGGACGCUGCAGCUGCACUCUCUGUUGCUGAAUGUGUUGAACGGUUGAUCCCUUCAUUGCCCAAGAGUGAUUUGAAUGAGGUGAAAGAAUUGUUGAAGACCAACAAGAAGAUGGGGAAGAUGGUUGGACAUAUCUUUGAGAUGUCAAAUGAAGACCCGCGCAGAGAAGAUGAAAUACGCAAAUACAGUGCGAUCUACGGAAGAUUUGACUCCAAAAGAAAGGAUGGGAAGCACCUAACACUUCAUGAGCUAACAGUGAAUGAAGCUGCAGCUCAACUUUGCAUGAAGGAUAUUGCUCUGCUGACCAGGAGGGAUGAGCUUUUUACUCUUGCACGACAGAUCUCCCGGGAAGUCACUUAUAAGUACACAUACAGAACCAGCAAAUCCAAAUGUGAGGACAAUGAUGAGCUGUCACCCAAGAGAAUUAAAACAGAGGACAGCUUCUCAGAUUAUCAGGAGACACUACUAGCUCUUCACCAGCAGCUUGAAUCACUAAAGGAACAACUUACAAUGGCAAAAGCUAAAGGAGAUGAGGCAGCAGCUCACAAUUUGCAGGUACAACUAGAAAAGGUGAUGGCAAAACAGAUGGAGAUUUUCCGUAACUCAGGGUACGAAAGGCUGCAAUAUCCAGAAAGAUGUCUUUCUACAGGACCGUACAGACAAAAUUCAGAGGAAAGCAGUCCCACAGCUAUGGCGUCAGAUAGUUCUGAAGGUCAAGGUGAGAGGCCACUCAAUCUUCGAAUGUCAAAUCAUCAGGGCCGACAGCUACAGCAAGUGAUGUCAGAUGGUGAACAACACUUAGGGAAACAAAUGUGCAAUGAACUCAGCAGAUUAUAUUCAUGCAGUGAGACCAACUCUUCAUCUUCAGAUAGUCUUGGGAUACUAAAAGAUUACUCACAGACAGCCUUAAACAACUCAGAAAGGAAAAUCAUCAAACUAGAGCCAGAAGAUGCCAGAUAGCUGGCCAGACAAUCUGCUCGCCUCAUCGGGAGUUUGACACCGCCACAUGCAAGCCUUAAACUCUUACCAGUGUUGCCUCAUCAAUAUAUAUAUACAAUACCGAAUUCCAAGCCAAAGUUUACAGACUGAUACCAUUGGUCAACAAAAGAUGCGGGACUGCAGAUACAAUCCACGUUACACAUUCCUUUAAAAGCAUUUUACGAUAAGACGGCUCACAAAUUAAUACAGUGGGUUUCCAAUAUUUAAGAUUGUAAAAUGUAAUUUUUUUGUGUAAAUUAUAAAACGUAUAGGUGUUAAAACAUGUAUUCAAUUAAAAAAAAAACAUGAAUACAGAACAUUUUACUUGAAAUUUCCGUGUCUAUUGUACUUUAGAAACUAAUAUUACUCAUAUUAGUGUAGAGAUUUUCUUGAUAUUACAGGAAAGAGAUUUAGACUGGCACAAUAAUAAGCUUGCAAUAAGACAAUAGUGAAUGAAUAUAUGUUAGUAAGUAGAGGGUCUUAUGUGGAUCGUAUGUCUAUGUCAUAAAUAGGUUACGUGUAAUAUUUAAGUACUGUGAAAAGUCCUAUUUUUGCAACCUGCUCUGAUGUUUUAGAGUCUUGUUUAGCAGAAUAACAUUUUAUUAUGCCAUACCCAGAAGCCUUUGCUGUUUUUGUCUUUAGCUCAACCUGUAUAUGUACCUACCUGUAUAUGAAACACAAAUAAUCAUAUCA
This is a messenger RNA of Spea bombifrons (plains spadefoot toad), 2398 nucleotides long. RefSeq names its product NGFI-A binding protein 1 (gene NAB1). NCBI's taxonomy places the organism in Eukaryota, Metazoa, Chordata, Amphibia, Anura, Pelobatidae. Bases 164 to 1687 code for a protein of 507 amino acids. Gene Ontology annotation, biological process: negative regulation of DNA-templated transcription. The record is from RefSeq and is a predicted model, not a curated record. Gene Ontology annotation, molecular function: transcription coregulator activity; transcription factor binding. The transcript has 8 exons. Gene Ontology annotation, cellular component: nucleus.